UUUCCUUCCCCUACCUUGUGCGGUGCGAGAGAAAGCGCGUGUGCCUCUGAGCCUCCGCACACAUCUUAUAUAAAAAAUCAAAAAUACAAAAAAAAUUACAAAAACAAAAAAACCCCCACAAACAAAGAUCUACUUUUAUCACCGAAUAUCUCGGUGAAGCAGGAUUCGCGACAGAUUUGAGGAGAUUAUUCGAGCAGCACCGUACGUACGCUUUGACUUCAGUAGGCCUGAGGUAAAUUUUAAUCAUCGUGUCUUGAGCGAUACCGCGAACACGUCGACGAUUAUUCGGUACCGAACGCGUUUUAAUUGACCCUUCAGUCUGUUUUCUGGCGGUUGUUUGUCGUUUGACCGUAUUCGAGGAGACUGUCGAGCGCGUUCGAGCUCGUCCGUCGCCAUUACAGCCGCUCGGUAGCGUAACUCCUCCGCGUGUUUUCGGCUCAGUUUUUUCGGGUGUCGUGGUUCUAACCGCGUUGUCCAUUAGUAUAUCGUUCAUUGGUCGUACGAUAGUCGUUAAAGAAGAUGAAUCCAAGCGCUCCGAGUUACCCGAUGGCGUCUCUGUACGUGGGCGAUCUCCACUCGGAUGUGACCGAGGCCAUGUUGUACGAGAAGUUCAGCCCAGCCGGGCCCAUUCUGUCGAUUCGGGUGUGCAGGGACAUGAUGACCCGUCGCUCUCUGGGUUAUGCCUACGUGAACUUCCAGCAACCCGCUGACGCCGAACGCGCUUUGGACACCAUGAAUUUUGACGUCAUCAAGGGCAGACCCGUCCGGAUCAUGUGGUCCCAGCGCGACCCCUCGCUGCGCAAGAGUGGGGUGGGCAACAUUUUUAUCAAGAACUUGGACAAAUCCAUCGACAACAAGGCCCUGUACGACACCUUCUCUGCCUUCGGCAACAUUCUGUCCUGCAAGGUGGUUUGCGAUGAGAAUGGCUCAAAAGGCUACGGCUUUGUGCACUUUGAGACCCAUGAGGCGGCCGAAAGAGCCAUUGAGAAAAUGAAUGGCAUGUUGCUCAAUGACCGCAAAGUGUUUGUGGGUCGUUUCAAGUCUCGCAAGGAGCGUGAGGCCGAGAUGGGAGCUCGUGCCAAAGAGUUCACCAAUGUUUACAUUAAGAACUUCGGAGAAGACAUGGACGAUGAGAAGCUGAGGGAGGUCUUCGGUCAAUACGGUCCAGCUCUCAGUAUUCGUGUCAUGACCGACGAGAGCGGCAAAUCUAGAGGCUUUGGUUUUGUCAGCUUCGAGCGGCAUGAGGACGCACAGAGGGCUGUGGAUGAGAUGAACGGGAAGGAGGUGAACGGGAAGCAGGUGUACGUGGGUCGUGCUCAGAAGAAGGGAGAACGUCAGACGGAACUCAAGCGUAAAUUUGAGCAAAUGAAGCAGGACCGCAUGACCCGUUAUCAGGGAGUGAAUCUCUACGUCAAGAAUCUAGAUGACGGCUUGGACGAUGAACGUCUGCGCAAAGAAUUUUCACCCUUCGGCACCAUCACAAGUGCAAAGGUUAUGAUGGAGGGCGGCAGAAGCAAAGGCUUUGGAUUCGUGUGCUUCUCUUCUCCUGAAGAGGCCACGAAGGCUGUGACCGAAAUGAACGGCCGUAUCGUCGCUACCAAACCUCUGUAUGUGGCUCUGGCCCAGAGGAAAGAGGAGCGUCAGGCCCAUCUCACCAGCCAGUACAUGCAGAGGAUGGCCACUGUCAGAGCUGUUCCAAACCCAGUCCUUAACCCCUACCAGCCCGCACCACCGUCUGGUUACUUCAUGGCUGCUAUUCCACAGGCUCAGAAUCGUGCUGCAUACUAUCCCACCAGUCAGCUGGCACAGCUCCGCCCCAGCCCUCGCUGGGCAACGCAGGGUGUCCGCCCUCAGCAUUUCCAGAACAUGCCAAACGCCAUCAGGCCUUCAGCCCCCCGCCCAACCUUCGGUGGGGUGCGUCCCACGUCCUCGCAGGUUCCCCGAAUGAUGGCAUCGCAGCGAAUGACCUCUCAAGGGAUGGGUCCUCGUCCCGCAGCUGCAGCCACAGGAACCGCUCCAGUGAGAGGUAUGCCACAGUACAAGUACGCACCUGGAGUCCGCAACCCACAGCAGCACAUGCCCACUCAACCUCAGGUCCCCAUGCAGCAGCCUGCUGUACACGUUCAAGGUCAGGAGCCUCUGACUGCAUCCAUGUUGGCUGCCGCCCCACCACAGGAACAGAAGCAGAUGCUGGGUGAGCGUCUCUUCCCUCUCAUUCAGAACAUGCAUCCCAGUCUGGCUGGAAAGAUUACUGGAAUGUUGCUGGAGAUCGACAACUCUGAGCUGCUCCACAUGCUGGAGUCACCAGAGUCUCUGCGCUCUAAGGUUGAUGAAGCUGUCGCUGUGUUACAAGCUCAUCAAGCCAAAGAAGCCGCACAGAAAUCAGUGCCCAACCCCGCCGUCUCAGCUGUCUGAGAUAAAAUGAUAAUCUGUGAGCCUGACUUUACCAGGAAGGAAGCGUCACAAAAUAGAUAACUAUUGAAAAACCUGAUACUCAAAAGUAAAAAAGAAUACAGUGGACACAUCAAAAUAUUUUGCCAGGUCAAGAGGUUAAAUCUGGACCUUGAUUAUAUUUAAAAAAUCUUAAAAAAAAUGGGAAAAUUUUAAUUUUGAAAAUUCCAAAACAUUCCUUUCUUUUUAUUCCUCUUAAUGAAUGCUCAUUAUCAAUUGUGUUCUUGAUGGCUGAACAUUUGGGAAAUUGGAUUUAACUGCUUGAAUAAAUAAAAACUUUAAACAUG
This is a messenger RNA of Triplophysa rosa, 2738 nucleotides long. It is a transcript of the gene pabpc1a, whose product is annotated as poly(A) binding protein, cytoplasmic 1a. Gene Ontology annotation, cellular component: ribonucleoprotein complex; cytosol; nucleus. NCBI's taxonomy places the organism in Eukaryota, Metazoa, Chordata, Actinopteri, Cypriniformes, Nemacheilidae. Bases 520 to 2415 code for a protein of 631 amino acids. Gene Ontology annotation, molecular function: poly(A) binding; poly(U) RNA binding; mRNA 3'-UTR binding. The record is from RefSeq and is a predicted model, not a curated record. The transcript is spliced from 15 exons.